This is a messenger RNA of Purpureocillium lilacinum, 1734 nucleotides long. RefSeq lists its product as uncharacterized. NCBI's taxonomy places the organism in Eukaryota, Fungi, Ascomycota, Sordariomycetes, Hypocreales, Ophiocordycipitaceae. Gene Ontology annotation, biological process: transmembrane transport. The record is from RefSeq and is a predicted model, not a curated record. Gene Ontology annotation, cellular component: plasma membrane. Gene Ontology annotation, molecular function: transmembrane transporter activity.
AUGGCGGCAGAACAUCUUUCCACUUCGUCUCUGGGCCAUGUGGCAACCUCAGAGGGACCCGGCAGUGAGAAUGGCAAGGUCCCGGAGGAGAAGGCGAGGUUUGGCGGUGUUCGUCGAACGAUUCUUUUCAUAGCGCUUCUGGUCAGCUUGCUGUUUUCCAGCCUCGACACCUCCAUCGUAUCCACGGCACUCAUCACCAUAUCUCACGAGCUGGACGACUUUGUCAACGCGCCAUGGAUCGUUCUGGCAUACCUUCUGACAUACAUGGGCUUUGCCGUCUGCAUCUCCAAACUCAGCGACAUAUAUGGCCGCCGCAACAUGCUGAUCCUGUCGUGGAUCCUGUUCAUAAGCUUCUCCCUGGGAUGCGCGCUCUCCAAGAACAUGACUACACUCAUCAUUUGCCGCGCGUUUCAGGGCAUCGGCGCGUCCGGCAUGUACAGCCUCACGCAGAUUGCGCUCAUGGAAGUCGGUCCCGUCGAUAAGCCAGCCCUGAUAGGCGCUGCGAUCGGAGCGACGCUGGCCACCGCCUUCGUCCUCGGUCCCCUCCUCGGAGGCGUCAUCACGCACUUCUCAAACUGGAAGUGGAUCUUCUACAUCAACCUUCCUUGCGGUCUCGUCACGCUCUUGCCCAUAGCCUACUGCUGGCCGGCCGAGAGUGUCGACAGCCUGAUCUCGUGGAGGAGCUUCACUCGCAUCGACUUUCUCGGCAGUGCCUCUCUGUUCUGCAGCUCUAGCUUGCUCAUCUUUGCCAUCCAGCAGGCCGGCUCCGAGACGUACGCCUGGGACAGCGACGUCGUCAUCGCCGCGCUUACCUUGUCGAGCGUGUGCUGCGUUGGCUUCGUUGCUUGGGAGACAUUCCUCUCCAGCAAGAAGUUUGGCCGUGUCGAGCCCAUUUUCCCCAUGAGACUUGUUGGUCUACGAGUUUAUGUCGCCGGACUCUUCCUCACACUUCUGGCUGGCUUCCCGUAUAUUUCCCUGUCCAUCGUCAUCCCCGAACGCUUCCAGAUUGCCGGCGGCGACAAUGUACUCAUGGCCGGUGUCCACCUUCUCCCUCUUCUCGUCGGUUGCGCCUUAGGGUCCUUCAUCGGCGGCGCCGUCUCGAGCAAGCGCAACAACACGGGCUUCACCCUCGUCGGCUCGGCGUGCUUUCAGCUGCUGGGCGUGGGCCUCCUGACCACAGUCACCACAUCGGACUCGCGCCAGGCCGCACAGUACGGCUACCAGGCCAUCUUCGGCCUCGGCGUCGGCAUGUCCUUCUCCGCCGCCACCAUCAUGACCAGUAUCCUGGCCGCGGACCCCAGCGUCCGCGCCUCCGCCCAGGGCGCCAUCGCGCAGGCCCGCGUGUUCGGCGGCUGCAUCGGCCUCGCCAUCUGCACUGUCAUGUUCAACGACCACGUCAACAGCGACCUCGGCGAUAUACUGACGCCGUCUCAAAUCGACGACCUGCUUCGCUCGCCCCUCUCCAGCCUCAGGCUGCCGGAGGACUUGCGCAAGAAGGUCACGAGUGCCUACGUUGCCGCCUUUGGGCAGGAGGUCCAGGUGAUGAUGGUGGUUUGCGCCGCCAUGGUUAUCGUUUCGCUCUUCACCCUCGAGCGACACCCGACACCGCUGGAGAACCGCACGGCCGCGGUGCGCCUGUCGCCGUCUGCGAAGGGACGUAACUCGUCGACGCGGUCGAGCGACUCACACACGGAGAUGUACAAUUUGUUAAACCGUCGCGCACAGACGUGCUGA